AUGACAAACAGUCGUCUCAUUACUCGUCGUCGUCGAACCUGUUCAAGAAGAACAUAUCAGACGCACCAUGAAGACUUCCAUGUGCAUAUGUCUGAAGAGGAGAAGAUUGCUGCUGAAGAGAGCCUUAAAGCGUAUGGCAAGACUAUUGAACUCGACAACAUUCUUCAGCAUCGUGCUAAAAAGAAUCCCUUGUUUCUUCAGAGAUCUUUGAGUUAUCAGAUUGAAGCCAAACAUCAAAGGAGAAUACAAAUGACUGUGUCGCUUUCGGACACUCAAAAACUGUUUCCUAUAUAUGUUUUGCUGGCAAGACUUGUGUCUCCUAAGCCUACUGCAGAGUGUUCUGCAGUAUAUAAGUUCAGUCGAGCAUGUAUCCUAACUGGUGUCCUGGGGGUUGAUGGAGUUAGCCAAGCACAAGCCAAAUUUCUCCUCCCUGAUAUGAAUGAACUUGCAUUGGAGGCAAAAUCAGGAUCACUGGCUAUCUUAUUUAUCAGCUUUGGAGGAAAUUGCCUAUGGAGCAAUAUACCCCUGGAAUCUAUCUACUCAUCGUGGCAGAAAUAUCCAAAUAUGGACUUGGAACAGAAAGCAAAUUCAGUCUCUCUUGUUGAAAUGCAGCCUUGCUCUGUACAGAUAAAGUCUAUGAGUGAGGAAAAAUGUAUUGCGAUUCAGGUUCCAAGCAAUCCCCUCACCUCGAGCUCACCGCAGCAAAUGAAAGUCACCAUAUCUGCGGAAGAGGUUGCACCGACGGAAAAAUCUCCUUAUAAUUCACUUUCAUUUAAUGACGUCCCUUCUUCUUCAAUGUUAGAAAUUAUUAGGUCGAGAGCAGGGAAUGUAAUUUUCAAUUACAUAUACUAUAACAACAAAUUGCAGAAAACCGAAG
Molecule: messenger RNA, 877 nt
Organism: Raphanus sativus (radish)
Lineage: Eukaryota; Viridiplantae; Streptophyta; Magnoliopsida; Brassicales; Brassicaceae
Product: polycomb group protein EMBRYONIC FLOWER 2-like
Exons: 9
Cellular component (GO): nucleus
Molecular function (GO): chromatin DNA binding
Source: RefSeq, a predicted model, not a curated record